Molecule: messenger RNA, 1932 nt
Organism: Bombyx mandarina (wild silkworm)
Lineage: Eukaryota; Metazoa; Arthropoda; Insecta; Lepidoptera; Bombycidae
Gene: VhaPPA1-1
Product: Vacuolar H[+] ATPase PPA1 subunit 1
Biological process (GO): proton transmembrane transport
Cellular component (GO): proton-transporting V-type ATPase, V0 domain
Molecular function (GO): proton-transporting ATPase activity, rotational mechanism
Source: RefSeq, a predicted model, not a curated record
UCUCUGACAUCUUGUGAUCACAAGACCUCUCCGUUUUGAGUUUUCUUGUCAAGGCAAAAAUCGGGCGAAAAAAGGCCGUCCCUUUCGGGAUUAACGGGUAAAAACAGCACCAAAUACCUUAACCAAAAUCUCAAGAUGAGAUACUUCUUAAGUUACUUAUUCGUGCUCCUGGUGGGACUUGCAAUCCCGAUAUUUUCGCUGUACUACGUCCUCAAUGGAAAGGGUGAGCAGAUAAGUUUGGGAUGGUUCUUGGAGAACACUUCCCCGUAUAUGUGGGGUACCCUCGGAAUCGCCUUUUCCGUUGCCCUGUCCGUUGUCGGAGCAGCCAUGGGCAUCCACACUACUGGUGUCAGCAUAGUGGGAGGAGGUGUCAAAGCACCUAGAAUCAAGACUAAGAAUUUGAUCUCCGUCAUCUUCUGCGAGGCCGUCGCCAUUUACGGUUUGAUCACUGCUAUCGUGCUCUCUGGUAUGCUGGAGAAAUAUUCUGAACCAUUUACUAGUGUGUCCGUCAAGCAGCAGAACUGGAUGGCAGGAUACGUGAUGUUCGGCGCUGGACUCGCUGUUGGCUUGGUGAAUCUAUUCUGUGGAAUUGCUGUUGGUAUCGUGGGCUCUGGUGCUGCUCUAGCGGAUGCUGCCAACGCUGCCUUGUUCGUCAAGAUCCUCAUCGUUGAGAUUUUUGGAUCUGCCAUUGGUCUUUUUGGCCUUAUUGUUGGCAUUUAUAUGACAUCAAAAGUAAAAAUGGGCAACCAGUAACUUAAGAAAAGAAAAUACUUGAAAACAAGUUAAACAGCAUUGGAUCGUCCCAGCUUUAUCCUCGAGACAACAUUGAAAAUAUCAGUCCAGUGCUCAAAGAAACUUAUUAACAGGUGUAAAGCUUAAUUAUUAUUUUUUCAAUAUGAUUGCAGUGUUGAACUUGUUUAUACUUCCUGUUGUUGAUGUGUUUAUAUCAUUAUUGUAAAUCUAUCUUUAUUGUAAAGAAUAUCUUAGCACCAUGUUGAAGAAAUUAAAAAGAAAUCUUGAAAUUUUAUUUUUUUACAGUAUUUCCACUGUUCCGAUUUAAUGCCUGAAUUAUAUUAUAAAAAUUUAACAAAUCAUAUUCUCGAUGUAUAUAAGAUAAAGUAAAAUUAUAGCUGUUGUCGAUUUUAAAUCUUAUUUGCAUUUUGUGCUAAGUUUUCACGUAAUGAACAGGAUUGUAUUGGAUUGGGAGUGUUUUUUGACAUCUAUUUUUCAACCACUAGACAUUGUGUUAUAUUACCAUAAAACAAAAAAAGAACCAAUAUUUUACAUGACUGCUUACAAUAUUAUCAGAUAUAUUGUUUAAAUGAAUUUGAUAUUUUGUAUUUAGUCAUUUUGUUAUGAGCUUAAACAUUCCAUGAAACCUUUAUUUCAAGUUUUGUCAAAGCUUUGAUUGGUUUAAACUGAAUCCUGUUGUAGACUUGUAUGUACGUUCAAACGAAUAUUUCAUUAUGUAGUCACAUUUUUCUAGAAUACACUGAUCAAUGAACAACCCAAGUUGAAAAAUGUGUAAGAUGUUAUCCUGAAAACUACGAAAACUACCUACGUGUUAUCACUGUGCUUAUUUUGAAAAUUAGUAUUAAUAUUUUCAAUCGUCUUCUGUGAAAAAAAAAUGUUUAGUCCCAUUGUAACAAACUUGUAAAUAUUUUAUUUGCUUCCCUUUACUAAUUUAUUGUAAUUUCAUAUUCCUAAAUAAAUAAGGUUGAUGUGAAUGCCAUAAGUUAUUAUAUAAACGAUAAAAUCGAUGUAAUUUCGAAAAUCGAUGUAGCCACAAUUGGCUUAUAGGCACAAUAACCAUUAAACUUAAUAAGUAUUAUGUCAGUCUGAAGUAGGUACAGUUUACUGAUGUAAAUUUAAGUUAAAUAUUACUUGUGCAAAUGUAGAUAUAAAUGUUGAUGAAUAAAUAGAUAAAAGUUA